Molecule: messenger RNA, 5306 nt
Organism: Haliotis rubra (blacklip abalone)
Lineage: Eukaryota; Metazoa; Mollusca; Gastropoda; Lepetellida; Haliotidae
Molecular function (GO): protein binding
Source: RefSeq, a predicted model, not a curated record
UAAUGGAACUGUGGGUAAUAAUGGCCGCCAAGUUCAUAGUUAAAAUUUAGAUGACAACAUGAAUUAUGGUUUGGGGAUGCAUCAAAUAAGAGGACAGUAUACUAUUAUUGGAUAUUUGAGAACAUGUAGAAAGAAAUGGGGUUCGUUUUGACUUUAGAAUUAUUUCGCCCUAAGCGGAGACAUGUGAACGAGGAUGGUGAUAAAACGGAAAGAUUUCAAAAGGCAGCAGCCUUUAUUCAUGAGUUUUUGCUCAAACUAAACGAAGAUGGGGAAUGUGCAGAAUUACGGGACACGCUCAACCUGGCGUUACUGCACAUGCAGAAAUACUAUCGGAUAUUACAAUCGCGUUCGCAUGAGAAGAACUCUCAAAAUACUUUACAGGUGACGGCAAGAGGGCUGAGCCCCAUGACCCCGUUUGUAGAUACCCCCGACAAGUUUCAGUGGAAAUGGUUGAGUAUGGAUAGCUUUACGCGACUGGCUUCUACCAUGAGUGUGGAGGACAGUAUGAACUUUGUGAGACUACCUCCAGCCAUUCAGGCUGCCAUGGAUGGGGACUUGCAGGAGAUUGAGCAGCUUGUUCAACAAAAUCCUGCCUUCGUGAAUGACCAGGACGGUAUCGGUCGGACGGCGCUGACCUACGCUGUCCAUUUUGACCAUCCCCAGGCGGUCAACCUUCUGCUAGAACAGCGGGCGGAUGUCAACCUAACUGCACAUGAUGGUUCUACUGCCAUGCACCAGGCGUGCCAUGACGCCAACAUAUCGGCCCUGAGUCUCAUGCUGGACUAUGGGGGCUAUGUCAGUAUACAGGAUACCCAUGGGCGCGCCGCCAUUCAUUGGGCAGUCACCACUCCCAGUCACGACUGUCUAGCGCUUCUCCUGGAGCACAACGCAGACCCUGGUAUCCGGGACAAGGAUGGACUGUCUCCCGCCAUGUGGGCAUGUCGCAUGGAUCACAUUGAGCACUUCGAGCUGCUGAGCAGGGCAGAUAACUCUCACAUCGAGGAGCCAGACGGGAUCGAGAGGGAUGCUAAUGGCCGCACGUGGAUGCACUGGGCUGUGCGGCGAACAGAACCGCUGGAGUGUCUGCAGACUUUAAUAACUGCGGACACUGCGGCGAUCAAGGAUGAUGAUGGCAAGACAGUCUUACUUCUCGCUGCUGAGAUGGGGUCACUGCUGGCUGCCAAGCUGGUCAUGGAGAUUGCAGGACGUAUCUGUAUCCAUGAUACGGACGCCCAGGGGAGGACUGCACUCCAUCUCGCCACGAUACGCGGACAUGGCGAGAUCGUCAACUUCCUCCUGGAGCAGGGCGUUGACCUGACUGUGGUAGACCAGUUCAACGCCACAGCGUGGGACUACGCCCUCAACCGCCAGCUCCACUACUGCCAGCUGAUAAUCAUGUCGCAUCAGCGCCAACGGAUUGUCUCCAACCCCACAUCACCCAUGGUGCCAGGAAUGGGUCUCAUAGACAAUCUACAUAUCAUGAACGGCAACGUGAAUCAGAGCGAGGACUUCACUAUGAAGAACUGGCCAGGCAAGUCAGGGGACACAACUCCAGUGACACCUCCUCAUCCCCCCAAACGUCCCAGAACAUCGAGGCCGCUGCUGUCACGGCGAGCCAACAGCCUUACUACACCUGAAGGCCAUGAAAAGACGGACCUCAAUGGUGAUAGAGGCAUCAGCAGUGCAGGGAACGAGAGAAAGAAGGAACGCAUUGAAGUGAGUGUGGACACCAAGCGCACAGCAAACAUUGCUUUCUACGCUAACGGACGGGAGGAGACGGACAUGAUAACUGACGAUCAUGAUGGCCAUGUGGAGGGAGAGGAGGAUGUUGACGGUGUGAGUGUCGGGGGAAUGGACGUGUCAGACAUUGAUGAUGACGAGGACAGAUCCCCACCAAGAGCACGACCUGCUCCUGCCCCUAGACCUCAGACCAUCCAGCCUCGCCCCCCACCCAGACACACUCAGCCACGCCCCCCACCGCCAUCAUCUUUCUCCCAUUCUCAGGAGCUACAGUACAACAAUCACCCUCACCAGCAGCCGGAGUCCCAGUACGAGGCCCUGGAGGAGAGCACCACUACCACCACGAUCGACCCACCCCUAGGGCAGCGCUUCCAAAACUCACCGAAGUUCUCCGCCCCACAGGCGUACGCCCCUGCCUACCGAACCGGCCGAGGUGGCCCUGCUCCCUCUCCUCCCAACAUCACCCCUCAGAAACCCCACAUGAUCCGACAGCAGCAGCCCCUGCCUCCACGCCCCGCCCCCAGGGAAGCACCUGCUCCUCGUCCAGGGUCCGGACCGUCCUCACGUGACCAGGUCGCCAGCCCUCCCCCUCUGUCCAGCGGGUCGGGUCAGUCUGUCGAACAAGGGCCAUCGAUGAAGAAACCCCUGAGUCCUGACCAGGGCAACAGACCAGGGUCGGGAGGACAGACAAAACCUCCAGGUGUGCUGGAAGGUCGCAAGAUCCCUCCGCCACCAAUGCUCACUCCUCUUCCAAAUGCGCCGAAAGUGCCAUCUCAGAGUCGACUUGACAAACUAGAGAAGAAGAAGAAAAAGAAGAAGCGGGAUCGAGACAAGGAACGGGAACAAGACACCAAGUCUCCCCCCGAGGUUCAAAACCAGCAGAACCCCCUCGACAUCCCCCCACCCAGAGGGUUUGCUGCACCCCUUCACCCCUUCCCCCAGCAACCAGAGAGGGUGAGGUCGGCAGCACCGUCAGCCCCUAGGGCGUCCAAAGGAGUUCCACUACAUCACGACUCCAGGUAUAGUGAUGAGACAGAAGACAGUAAAGGUGUGGUCAUAAAUGGUCAUGCGAUGAUGAAGGACAGCCCAGCUCGGUCAGCACGACCUGGUCCCAGACUUCAGCCGAUGGAAGAAGAGGAGACACAGUACACUGAAGCAGGGGGAGACAAUCCACUGCAGCAGUCUAGUAUUCCAGAAGAGGGGCAGGUCGGCCCAUUGAUUCCUCCCCCUCAAGCCUUCCGUUCAGGGGGAAGAUACAGCUCUGCAGCUCAAGGGAGACCACUCUCUCAAUCAGUCCCUCAGGACGGCCACAGUUCAGCUCGGAUGAUGCCUACCAGUGCUAAACCACCAUUGCCGAUCAGAGGGAGAAGUAGUGCCGGCGUAUCCGGGCGGACUUCUCGCAACUCCAACACACGUAGUUCCGUAUCCCGCCGCACUCCACGACCUCCGACCUCAAGAUCAGAUUCAAACAGUUAAAAACGAUAUAUGCGCUGAUAUUCUCUUCAGAUUAUGGAGGUCACAGACUGUCCAAAAUUAUAUAUGAAUGCUAACAGGACCUUGUCAUAACCAUUAUGUUAAAACUUGAAUAUUUUGGUCGACCAUAGAUUGAAAAUACUUCAUCAGAAAACCUCAAGGAUCAAAGGAUCUCCUGAAGUUAAUGCCUUGUUUGGGGUCAUGAUGGGGUGUAGCAUGUCUUUGUGUUUCAACAGAAUAUGACUUGGCUUUGAAGCAUUCUUAGUUACAUGACCAAGAAUUGAUUGUUUGUGGGGAAGUAUUCCACAAAUAUUGUUCAGUAUCUGUUUUUAUUUAUUUAUUUGUUUGUUAUGCAUGAACACCUCAUCAUUGACAAAUAUUAAAAGUAUUUGUCAGGGAAGUAUCAUUUUAAUCUACUGUGGAAACUUGUUGUCUGGAAACAAGCAGGAGUAUUGAACAUGUACUUGUUUGGGCAUAUAAGUUCAGCCCAGAAAGGCACAAAAAUUUGAUAACAUGACUUGAGAAUUGGUGCAUUCGGCAAUAAUAGGUCACUAUGCUGUUUUUCAAUACAGAAGAUUUGUGAAUAUUUCAAUCAAUAACAAAAUAUUGAAAGGCUGAUGAUAUAUCGACUAUCAACGGUAGCUGCUAUCGACUAUCCACUGUAGAAGUCGACUAUCUUCUGUUGAUAUGGACUGUCCUCUGUAGAUAUUGACUAUCUGCUGUUGAUGAUAUUAACUAACCUCCAUAGAUAGCGACUCUCCACAGUAGAUAGCAACUAUCCACAGUAGAUAGCGACUAUAUGGUGUUAAUGAUAUCGACUAUCCUCCGUAGAUAGCGACUAUCCACUGUAGAUAGCGACUAUAUGGUGUUGUUGAUAUCGACUAUCCACUGUAGGUAUCGACAAUUCACUAAUGAUGAUAUCGACUAUCUGCUGUAGAUAUCGACUAUCCGCUGUUUAUGGUACAUGUAUUGACAUUCCACUGUAAAUGAUAAUGAGUAUCAGUGGCAGAUGAUAGCAACUAUCCAUUGUAGAUUAUAAGGACUAUCAACAGUAGAUGACAGUAUUUCCUGGAGUGGGGUUGUGUGGGUUCAGAGGGAAAUCAAACGAUGCCAUCCGUCCAUUUUCUCAUGUGAUAUAGAGUUGUUGUAACAACCAGGUAUUGAAUAUUGUGUAUAUAACCUCUACAUUUUGUAUACAUAGUUUUGCAUACAGGUUAUAUAUGUACUACAUUUACGUAAGUCUCUACCUGUUUACUUGGAUUCCGUCCAUUCGUUGUUUGUUUAUUGUUUUCGCUUACAGCUGAUGUCAUUAAGUACAUGUAGUCACUGCUUGUUGAUUUUAUUGUAACGCAUACGUGACAAGACAGGAUAAUUUGGGCCCUCUUUCGGCCAGUGUCAGUGUUUAAAGUUUUGAAAACUGAUUAUUGCUAUGAAGACAACAUGUUCAAAUGUCUGCUACCUGCUUAUAUCAUUCCUGCAGUUCCCAUGCUGGUCGUAAAUGGCGACAAACGGGAUCAGGUGGUCAGUUUUGCUGACUUGGUUGACACAUGUCAUCGGUUCCCAACUGCGCAGAUCGAUGCUCAUGCUGUUGAUCACUGGAUUGUCUGGUCCAGACUUCGAUUAUUUACAGACCGCCGCCAUAUAGCUUGAAUAUUGCUGAGUGCGGCGUAAAAGUAAACUCACUCACUUUCCUGCUGUUUCAUGAGGUUUAACCUGGUCAAGGUCAAAUAUUGCUAAAAUUGGGGAAAGCUUGAUUUCCGAAUUUGUGAAAUCUACGUACGACCAAUACUCUGAUGCAGGAUGUUUUUUUAACAUUUAAUGAGGAAACAGCUUGUGUCAGACUUUCUCAUGUUGAACUAACAAAAUGCUCCCUGACAAUUUUUAAAUUCAGCCUUUAUUUUGGCCUGAACUUUGCAUUCACUGUCAUUGAGUUUCAGUUGUUGAACAAAUACAGUUUAAUUCUCAUAGGAAAAUGUGAGUACUUUCAUAAGGCCAGUCCAGUUUUAUUUCUUGUUUUACUGAUUUCUGUCCUCAGAAAACCUAAAGGCAGGAGGAAAUAACAAAAAAAAAAUAAUUACCAGUCAAAGUAAUAU